This is a messenger RNA of Telopea speciosissima, 1284 nucleotides long. RefSeq names its product heavy metal-associated isoprenylated plant protein 35-like. Bases 37 to 1008 code for a protein of 323 amino acids. Gene Ontology annotation, molecular function: metal ion binding. NCBI's taxonomy places the organism in Eukaryota, Viridiplantae, Streptophyta, Magnoliopsida, Proteales, Proteaceae. The transcript is spliced from 3 exons. The record is from RefSeq and is a predicted model, not a curated record.
GGAAGCCCAUUUCGUUCUCACUCUUCUUCAUUCCUCAUGGCGACAAACCCAGCACAAGAAGCUUCGGAACCUCUGAAAUACCAGACAUGGGUGUUGAAAGUAUCGAUCCACUGUGAAGGCUGCAAGAGAAAGGUGAACAAGGUGCUUCGGAGUAUCGACGGGGUUUAUACAACGACGAUCGAUUCCCCUCAACAGAAAGUUACAGUGACCGGAAACGUCGAUGCUGAGACCCUUGUCAGAAAACUUUUGAAAACAGGGAAACACGCGGAGCUCUGGCCUGAGAAAGCUGAGAAGAAGAAUAAGAAACAAGGAAAGGGGAAGAACAACGAGAAACAAAACGACCCAAAGAAAAGCGACGCCGGUACAGAGGGUGAGAACAAAUCCCAAGAGAACGUCGAUGGCAAAACUACCUCCUCUGAAACAGAGAAAAGCGAAGGAAACAGCAAAAAUAACGGCGGAGGUCAAAACAAAGAUGCGGCGAAAUCCGACGGAAAGAAGGCGGAGAAUUCUCCCGCCGGUAAUCAUUCCCCAGUUGUGGAUCCAGAAGGCGUAAGCAGUGAAAGCGAUGGAGGAGCUGCGGCGGAGAAAAGCAGCGGUGGCAAUGGAGGUAAAAAGAAGAAAAAGAAAGGGAAAAAGGUCAAUUUUGCCAACAAUGAAGGUGUAGGUGAAAACUCCGGCGGUACACCGGCAAGCACUGGAUCAGUCGCUGCUACUGGUCAGCCAGGUCUGGUCCAUACGGUUCCAAACCCAACCCCGGUUUUGAUCAAUGUCAGCCCUCCACGUCAUCAACCAUACUUCUACCCUACCUGCGUGGCUCCUCCCGUAUACGCCGUGAGUUACCAUACGGCGUAUCCUAGCGCCAGCUAUGGUGCAUCGUAUUACGCUACUCCUCCACCACCGGAUUCGUAUAGGUACACGUCAGCAGAAUCUUACUCACCACCACGUCACCCGUCGGAUUCUUUUGAGAUGUUCAGCGAUGAGAACGCCAACGGUUGCGUGAUUAUGUGACCGGCGGUUCGACCACAGGGUUUGGCGGACGGGAAAUCCACGCCAAUCAACGUUGUUUUUUUCUGGCCAUGGGAACACUUUCACCUUAAAUUGGUAUUAAAGGUAGCUUAACUUAAGCUUAUCGUAUAGGGGUUUGGAACUUUAGAUAGUUUUAUGACAAUGUACGUAGAUUAAGGAAAAUUAGAUUUGAUGAACCAAUAAGAUUGGUUUUUAUUUUGAGGGUUAUAUGGUAAUUAAUCCUUGUUUUGCAUAUUUAUCUACUUGGUUUGCUCAAAA